Molecule: messenger RNA, 1557 nt
Organism: Suncus etruscus (white-toothed pygmy shrew)
Lineage: Eukaryota; Metazoa; Chordata; Mammalia; Eulipotyphla; Soricidae
Gene: ENPP4
Product: ectonucleotide pyrophosphatase/phosphodiesterase 4
Exons: 3
Coding region: 20-1387 (455 amino acids)
Source: RefSeq, a predicted model, not a curated record
CUGACUGCUAUCCCUCAACAUGUUCAUUAUGAAGUCGUUGAUUUUCCUUUUAUUGUCUGGACUUGCAAUUGGUGAUCGAGGUAAUUCCUCCUACAGUUUGCUGCCCAAGUUACUGCUGGUGUCCUUUGAUGGCUUCAGAGCUGACUAUUUGCAGAACUAUGAAUUUCCCCAUCUCCAGAAUUUUAUCAAAGAAGGUGUCUUGAUAGAGCAGGUUAAGAAUGUUUUUAUCACAAAAACAUUCCCAAACCACUACAGUAUUGUGACAGGCUUGUAUGAAGAAAGCCACGGCAUUGUGGCUAACUCCAUGUUUGAUACAGCCACAAAGAAAUAUUUUUCCGACUUUAAUGAUAAGGAUCCUUUCUGGUGGAAUGAAGCGGUACCUAUUUGGGUGACCAAUGAGCUUCAGGAAAACAGAUCUAGUGCUGCUGCUAUGUGGCCUGGUUCUGACGUAGCCAUUCACAAUACUACACCUUCCUAUUUUAUGAAAUAUAACUCUUCAGUGUCAUUUGAGGAGAGACUCAAUAAUAUUACCAUGUGGCUGAACAAUUCAAGUCCUCCGGUCACCUUUGCAACCCUCUAUUGGGAAGAACCAGAUGCAAGUGGCCACAGAUACGGGCCUGAAGAUAAAGAAAAUAUGAGCAGAGUGUUAAAGGAAGUCGAUGACCUUAUUGGUGAUUUGGUUCAUAGACUCAAGGUGGUAGGAUUAUGGGAAAAUCUUAAUGUGAUCAUCACAAGUGAUCAUGGGAUGACCCAAUGUUCUGAAGAAAGAGUGAUAAAUUUGGACCUCUGCAUCAAUCACUCAGACUACACUGUCAUAGAUUUAACCCCAGUUGCUGCAAUACUUCCCAAAAUAAAUAGAACAGAAGUUUAUAACAAACUGAAAACUUGUAAUCAUCACAUGAAGGUUUAUCUCAAAGAAGACAUUCCUCCCAAAUUCCAUUACCAACAUAAUGAUCGAAUUCAGCCCAUAAUUUUGAUUGCCGAUGAAGGUUGGACAAUUGUGCUUAAUAAUUCAUUAGUAAAAUUAGGUGACCAUGGUUAUGAUAAUUCGUUGCCCAGUAUGCAUCCAUUUCUAGCAGCUCACGGUCCUGCAUUUCACAAAGGCUACAAACAGAGCACAAUUAAUGUUGUGGAUAUUUAUCCAAUGAUGUGUCACAUCUUGAGAUUGAAACCACAUCCCAACAAUGGAACUUUUAGUCAUACCAAGUGUUUAUUGACUGAUCAGUGGUGCAUUAGUCUACCAGAAGCCAUUGGUAUUGUUGCUGGUGCACUCUUGAUCUUAACCACUCUAACGUGCCUUAUAAUUGUCAUGCAAAAUAGACUGUCUGCACCUCAACCAUUUUCCCGACUCCAGCUACAAGAAGACGAUGAUCCUUUAAUUGAGUAAUGUGUUGGGAUUUAUAUCAAAUUUCUUUGGUUAGUCACAAAGCCGAUGUUAUACCCUGAAAAUGUGCCAUAACUAUUCACAAUAUGCUUUGAAGAAGGGACUAAGAUUUUAGACCAAGCGUUCUAAAGUUAUUGUCUUCUUUUUCUUUAUUUUUGAUGCUUUUUUUUUUU